AAACCUGUUUUUUUUUUCUCAAAAGUGUUUUGGUUUGGUAAUGUACGUCUCCUGAACAAUUGAGAUUUGAGAGUCGGUGGUUAAAACUAAACCGUGAGAUAAACCAACCGGUGCUUUAAUUAAUUUUGCACCCCCAAUAUAAGCAACAACGAACUCCUACGUGGCGGAUGGUCGAGACGGUCAUGGCGAGCCUCUAACUCCCCACCAACUGCCGCCUCUCGUCGCCUCGCCUCGCCGGCGCCACCUCCGCAUUCCGUUCCGACCAGCCGAUCGGUUUCUUCCUCGCCGUUGCAACCUUCGAGCGCGAUCGAUCGAGGCGGUUGACCGCCGAUUCGCCGCGCGGCGUUGCAUUGCACGCGGCUUUCCAGUUGAUAAAUCAAUCAUCAUCCCCUUGAUCGAUGCGAGUGGCGUUCUUGUUCGAUCGAGAGGAGGAGAUCGUGAUCGCGAGCGAUCCGGGCGGGGCGGCGCGCCAUCGAUGGCGAACUGCGUGCGGUGCUGCUGCUGGCUCCUGGUGCUGAUGCUCAUGGCGCUCGCGAUCACCGCCGCCGUGGUGUUCGUCCGCUACAAGAACGGCGAGGGGGUCUUCCCCUUCCCCGGCGUGCCCGGCGCCGUCGACCACAAGUACGCCGACGCGCUCGCCGUCGCCCUCCAGUUCUUCCAGGUCCAGAAAUCCGGGAAGCUGGUGAACAACACGAUCCACUGGAGAGGUGACUCGGCGCUGGACGACGGCAAGGAGGCCGGGAUUGAUCUCUCCAAGGGGAUGUACGACGCCGGCGACCACAUGAAGUUCGGAUUCCCCAUGGCGUUCACGGCCACCAUGCUCUCUUGGUCCGUCCUCGAGUACGGCGACGCCAUGCGCGCCGCCGACCAGCGCGACUCCGCCAUUGACGCGCUGAAUUGGAUCAUGGAUUACCUCGUCAAUGCCCACCCCUCCGACGACGUCCUCUACAUCCAGGUGGGUGAUCCUAAAGCAGACCACAAGUGCUGGGAGCGGCCGGAGAAGAUGAAGGAGAAGAGGCCACUGACCAAGAUCACGCCCAAGUCCCCCGGCAGCGACGUGGCGGCGGAGACGGCGGCGGCCAUGGCGGCGGCGUCGCUGGUGUACAAGACGAUCAACAAGACGUACUCGUCGUCGCUCCUGGACCACGGCGAGAGGCUGUUCGCCUUCGCCGACAAGCACCGGGGAUCCUACACCCGGACGUUCCCGGAGCUCAGCGCGUUCUACAACUCCACCACGUACCAGGACGAGCUCCUCUGGGCGGCGAGCUGGCUCUACCACGCCACCGGCAACCACAGCUACCUCGCCUACGCCACCGGCAAGAACAAGGACUUCGCCGACCUGGGCAACCCGAGAUACUUCAGCUGGGACGACAAGCGCGCCGGAACCGAGGUUCUUUUGUCGAGGGUGAGCUUCUUUGCUUCGCAAGGAUCAGACGUUGCACAAGACGAUGUUCUUGGGAUGUACAAGCAGACUGCUGAUGCCGUCAUGUGCAUUCUCCUGCCGGAUUCAGAGACCGCCGCUUUCAGAACAGAAGGUGGUUUGCUGUACGUUGCCGAGUGGAACUCACUCCAGCACCCGGUGGCAUCGGCGUUCCUCGCCGCGGUUUACAGCGACUACAUGCAGAGCUCCGGGAAGACGGAGCUGAGCUGCAGCGGGCAGGGCUUCUCGCCGGCCGACCUGCGCAAAUUCGCCAAGUCCCAGGCGGAUUACUUGCUAGGCAGCAACCCGAUGAAGAUUAGUUACCUAGUCGGGUACGGCGACCGGUACCCGGAGAAGGUGCACCACCGCGGCGCGUCCAUCCCGGAGGACGUCGACACCGGCUGCGACGGCCACAAGUGGCUGGAGACGUCCAAGCCCAACCCAAACGUCGCCACCGGCGCGCUCGUCGGCGGUCCGUACAAGAACGACAGCUUCGUCGACGAGCGCGACAACGUGAUGCAGAACGAGGCCACCACCUACAACAGCGCCCUCGUCGCCGGCUUGCUCUCCGCCCUCGUCUCCACCUCCUCCCUCGCGCGAUCCUUGUCAUGAUCUGCAUUGCUCGGAUUCUGACGGUUUACCACUCAUUAGAUGGCAUGCAAAUGCUGGCUCAAACUGAUGAAGAAAUGGUAGGGAGGAUGUUGUAUCAUGGAUCGAAGAAGUCGGUGAUCUGUAUGUGAAAAGGGUAAUUAGUACUGUACUAGUACUUAUACUUACUAACAAAAAUAAUCAUUAGAAACUACUUUUGUUUGUUCAA
Messenger RNA from Oryza sativa Japonica Group (Japanese rice), 2237 nucleotides. Lineage: Eukaryota; Viridiplantae; Streptophyta; Magnoliopsida; Poales; Poaceae. The record is from RefSeq and is a predicted model, not a curated record.